CUAAAACUUCACUUACGAAAUAUCACUGCACGUGUACUUCAAUGUCAUACAGCAUUUAUUGCUCCGUAUGUGCCCUAGGUACCUAGAAUUUCCUACUCAGCUACUACAUAAGGUACUAGGUUCAUGCAAAUCUAAGAUAUUCAAAAAUGUUGAAACGUUCAUACGCGGACCUUAGCUCCAAGGAUAUAACGUCAGUUUCGCAAAUCCUAGAACAUGCCGAAGAUCUAUUAAGUGCCGCCAUCGCCUUGAAAUUGGAGCUUGCAGCAUUCCGCGAUACUCCUGAGCUAAAUGGUCAAAUCAUUUCAGUUUUAGAACUACACAACAAAAAAAUAUUACCUAUCGCUCAACUACUUGAUGAAGAUGAGAGCAAGGCCAGGAGUCAGCAUGGGGCCGGAUCCCGGAAGGUCCGAAAGCUUGACAGCGAUGAAAGAGGCUCUGGAAGUUUACCCACAGCACUUCUCAUACCACCUCCCGUGUCCUUAACUCGAUGGACACCCAAUGAUAUACCAGAUUCUGGGUUGCCGCCCCUGCCUCCGGUUCGAGACCCUGUGCUUGAGCAAGCGGCGCUCACUCAUUCUGGCAUGACCGCAAAACCAACGGAUAUGAGUUAUGAGCGACUUGAAUGGAUUGGAGAUGCUUAUCUCUACCUCAUGUCUACAUCCUUCAUCUAUCAAACAUUCUCCAACCUAGGCGCAGGACGAUGUUCUCAGCUACGAGAGAGGCUUAUCAAGAACGACACUUUGUCUAAUUAUACUGUACAAUAUGGUAUCAACAAACGCACAAAAUUCCCUGCCGAGUUCGACCUUCAUGGUAGGGUAGGGGGGAGCCAAGCGUCCCAGGCUGCGAAGAAAAAGGUCCUGGGCGAUGUUUUCGAGUCGUACGUCGCUGCUGCAAUCUUAGGAGAUUCGGAAGGCUUAUCACGUGUGUCAUCGUGGGUAAAGUCUCUCUGGAGUACAACACUGGCCACUGAGAUACGAAAUGAAUUCAGAGCCCAGCCCAACCCCAGCCGGGAUUCAUCGAACAAAGACGUGUCCAGCGGCGAUAGCCAAACCAUUGCCAGGCAGGAUUUGAAUCCCAAGGUCGUUCUGAGUCAGGUUGUUGGUGCUAAGGGAGUCAAGAUCUCAUACAAUGAUGUGGGUGAGCCAAAGAAGGACAAGCAUACAAAACUCCCUUGGUAUACAGUCGCAGUAUUAUUCGAUGGGUUCGGUGAAAAGAAGCUUCAGCUAGGCAUUGGAAGUGCAAUCUCAAAAAAGGAGGCAGGAGCAAACGCGGCACGCGCGGCGCUGGAAAACAAAACCGCCAUCACGCGUCUGAAGAAACUGAAGGAGGAGUCCUUGAAAUCAGCAAAGCUAGCCGAGGAAGCUCAACAAGGAUACGAUAACUGGGCUUAAGCUGAGUACUUGCAUGCGGUGGGCAGCCUGUAUUUACAUACUUAAUGCAGUUGUAGUUUUAGGAGAAUAAUCGAAUUGGCAAUGCCAAAUAUCUCACCAUGAGAACAAUAUCCAGAAUUCAUGGGAAUGGAUGUUAACCAAACUAUGU
Molecule: messenger RNA, 1539 nt
Organism: Hypoxylon fragiforme
Lineage: Eukaryota; Fungi; Ascomycota; Sordariomycetes; Xylariales; Hypoxylaceae
Product: ribonuclease III
Exons: 3
Coding region: 147-1391 (414 amino acids)
Biological process (GO): siRNA processing
Cellular component (GO): nucleus; RISC complex; cytoplasm
Molecular function (GO): RNA binding; ribonuclease III activity
Source: RefSeq, a predicted model, not a curated record